Formica exsecta is the source of this 9376-nucleotide messenger RNA. It is a transcript of the gene UbcE2H, whose product is annotated as ubiquitin-conjugating enzyme E2 H. Lineage: Eukaryota; Metazoa; Arthropoda; Insecta; Hymenoptera; Formicidae. Gene Ontology annotation, cellular component: nucleus. The transcript is spliced from 6 exons. The record is from RefSeq and is a predicted model, not a curated record. Gene Ontology annotation, biological process: ubiquitin-dependent protein catabolic process; protein polyubiquitination. Gene Ontology annotation, molecular function: ubiquitin conjugating enzyme activity. The coding region runs from base 754 to 1317 and encodes 187 amino acids.
AGCAGCGUCGGCCUGGCCAGGAGAGUCCAGUGUGCAAGCGACGAGAACAGAAUCAGAUGGUGGCGAAGAUCGCGGAUUGAUAGGUCGCGGGGUGCAUGAGAGAGAGGGAGAGAGAGAAAGAACAGGCGUUUACGAGACGGUGGUUGGCAUAGGCUCUCUCUCUGGCAGGAGGACGGGGAUAUUUCACUUUUCUGUGUGUACGCGUACGCGAACGAUAGAGUUAACGAGGAAAAAAGGCGACAUAGAGAGAGAGAGAGGGAGAGACAAAGAGAGCGCGCGCGACAAGCCGCGAGUGAAACACGGCAGUCGACGAACGCGGACUCGUCAUCGACGACGGUAACGAAAUGAUCCUCUAGCUCCGUGCUUUCUGGCCUGGUCCACGCACAAGGGAAGGCCGACGACGACGGGAAGGAGGUGGAGCAAGAGGCGAAUCGUUCUCGUGUGUCGCUCAGUGUGCUGAAUAUAACGCUCCGUUUACAUUAUCGUCGGAGGACAGAAGUGCGCGUUGCCACAGUGUUGGAGUACGGUCGCAGAGCGUGAAUUCUUUUCGCAAAAAAAGAUAUCCGUGAGACAUUCAUUAGGGAGGCCCUCCCGGGGCACCGUUUGUCAGGCUCAGCUGAUCCACGCGCAGCGAGAGAAUCAAGGGGAGGACAAGGAGAAGGAGGAGGAGGUGGACGCUAACAGCAGCGCUGCGGGGCGAGGAAGGUCUCCUGCCGAACUCAGCACCGCGACGAUCGAGGAGCACCGAUAAAUAUGUCGUCCCCCAGCGCCGGCAAGCGACGUAUGGACACGGACGUUAUCAAACUAAUAGAAAGCAAACACGAGGUGACAAUCCUAGGAGGACUAAAUGAAUUCUCCGUCAAGUUCUACGGUCCACGAGGGACACCAUACGAAGGUGGAAUAUGGAAAGUAAGGGUUCAUUUGCCGGAGCACUAUCCUUUCAAAUCCCCUUCGAUUGGUUUCAUGAACAAGGUCUACCAUCCCAACAUUGAUGAAGUCUCAGGCACGGUGUGUCUAGAUGUUAUCAAUCAGGCUUGGACUGCCCUUUACGACCUGUCGAAUAUUUUUGAAUCUUUUCUGCCUCAGUUGUUAACAUAUCCCAAUCCAAUUGAUCCCCUGAACGGUGACGCUGCCGCGAUGUAUCUUCAUAAACCAGAAGAGUACAAGAAGAAGGUAGCGGAUUACGUCAGGAAGUACGCGACGGAGGAGGCGCUGAGGGACCAGGAGAACGGCGGCACCGGUAAUGGGAUGUCCUCCGAUAGCGAGUCCUCGAUGAGCGACUUCAGCGAGGACGAGGCGCAGGACAUGGAGUUGUAACCAAAUAUAUUACCAUCCGUACCCAUAUCCUUAAUCAUCUCGAUUCCCUGUAAGAUCUCCGAUCGGUCGUCCUACUACCAAAUAGAUGCUUACACCCGAGACUCCGAGCCUCACUUAUGGUGACGGCGACGAGCCCUUAUUACUUGUCGUUGCUCUCGUCGUCCGUCGCUCGUACGUAGCCGGCUCGCGUUCCUCAACAAACGAGACGGGGGGCGGGGGGGAUUCCCAACUCUCUACGAGAGUGAAAGCAACAGAAGCGAACGAGGUAAAAACGGAGAAUCGCAUACGGGGUUGUGUACUACGCGCUCUUCUUACCGAGCGCAUCGAAGAGUGUUUUCGAUCACGAUGGCCGAUGUCUUUUACAAUCGUCCGAAUUCUCUUGAGUUGGUUCCGUCAAUUGUUUAUUGCGUUUGAUUGCCACGAUCAUGAUAACGAUAACGCGUCUAUCAGAUAACGCGUAAUCUGUUAGCAUAAACGAAAUUUUUAGUUUUUGCAACACAGAAUCAAUUCUCUCUUUCUCCGAGUGCGAGAGAUAGAGAAAGUAAGGAAAUGAAAAAGAGAGAAAAGAGAGAGAACCCGUUGCUCGGAUGUACGGGUUAUCUGCUGCCGGUUGAGAUCCGCAAUGUCGAUUCUCGAAAUUGCUCAUAUACAAUACCUCGACAACUCUGGCAUCGAUCGGACGAUGCGUCAUCUACUGUAUUUGUAUCUACGAUGUAUUUCUGUGUGAUUGAAAAACGACCGAUACACUAACAUUAUCGACCAAGAAUGACACAGGAUACAUUUGUCCGAUUACGUCUCCCUCGUUUUUGAGAUUCUCUCGCCCUUGUUCAUUUCUCGUUUCUUCUUCCGAGUGCCGCAGCUGUGCUCAUCGUUGUGAUAUUUGAAAACACGUUAUCGAGAGAGAGAGAUUAAAUAAAGAAGCACCGGAGAAAUGCGCCACGAAAAAUUUUAAUAACAAGAUGAUCGAUUUGAUUAUAUAGCGAUCGCAUCUUCUUCACGGCUAACGACUCCUUUGCUUCUAUCUUAGACUGCAUUAGCAUCCAUUUAAAAAGAAAAAAGUAUAUUUUCGCAAAAAAAUUACUAUUGAUCAUUAUUUAUUCUUCGCAUUUUUUAAGCUUGAGAAAUACGUUAAAGAUUGCUUAAAGAAGAAAAAAAUAAAUUAUCUUUGCAACAUUUUUCUUUUUCCUCGCAAUUGAUAGAUAAAAAAAAAGAAAAAAAAAAUAUUGGUGCGUAUGUCAAUUUUACGGUUCUCCGUUAAGGCAGGUCUUUUGUUUAAGCAACCAGUGAGACACAUAAAAUGCGAUGGAGUAUGGGUACUAGCACCGUCUUCCUUUAUCCUGCCAUCACCAUUCCCAAACGUUUCCCUCGUAGGGCUUCGCAUCAGCGACCGAUCGCUACGUCGUCGUCGUCAUCGUCGUCGUCGGCGGGGAAAAGAUCGAAUCUGCCACACAAACGGCCGCACGACUGUGACACGAACGAUGUCAGGAUAAUGCAGCCGCCGUUCAAGACUGCGCGAUCGUGGAAUUAUCCCGGGAGAAUGAGUGCAAACGAGACUCUGAAUACGUUUCAAGCAUCCUCGGCGUCCUGUCUCGAACUGUGCGCAUCGGGCGGGCAAAAUGCAGAAGAGAUGCAAACAAACGAAUCUGCAGGACCAUCUUCAUCGAUGUGUCCAUUUUUUGGAAGUGAAUUGUAGUAGAUUGUAGUCGAUCCCGAUGGGUGCGGAUCGGACGCGACUCAACGAUCGCUCGCGAAAAAUUUUAAGUCAAUUUGUAUUAUUUUAAUCUCAUUGUUAUUUGAAUUAUAUUAUAGAUUUCAUUAUAUAGAUUAAUGUUAUUAAUAGAAGGACGUAUAUAUUAAAUUAAAUUGAUUUGUUAUAAUGUUCUAAAGAAUACUUUGCUUUCGGAACUGGAAACAUCCUUGCGUUAAAGAAAAAAAAAAAAAAAGAAAAUAUCUAUUUAAUUGUCAUUAUUUCCAUCUGCUAUGCAGUUUACGUUUUACGUCGAACAUUAGAACUAAAGGAAAUGAAAUCAAAGAUCUCAGGGAAUUUUUGUUUGGGAAACAAAAAAUUUAUGGUUGUAGCAUCGCUGAGGUAAGGAAAACAACUAUGUACGAGAGAUGGAAAACACGUGAGGAAAAAACAAAAUUUAUUUUUUAUGAUUGACGAUAUAUCAGCGAAUUUUUGAAUUUUCAAAAAGAACCAAGUAGAGUAAAGAAUUGUGUCUGGCAGUAUAGGAAAAUUGUAAAAAAACACGAGAAUAUAAAAUUGUACAAACUUUGAUGCACAAUAAUCUUCGAUCAAUAGUAUCUCGUUUCAAAUUGAUCUCCCUCCUUUGCAUGAUUUACGUGUAUGCAAUGCGAUUACAACUAUACGUAAGUAUAGACAUUAUAUUUCAGUGCCUUCUCAGGCAGAAAAGCGUGCCUUAUUAUAUGGGUCUCCUGUGAAAAAAAAUUGCAUUGGAAUAUAUGAGUGCAUACGACGAGCAUUUAACGCAUUAACGAAACUGUGAAAAAAAAUUGAUUAUUUUAAGAGCAUUGCAACUAAUAUAAUGUGUUUAUAAGAUGUUUACUUUCGAAAUUAGAGAUAAAUGUGUUGAAAGCAAUUUUUAGCUUCAUACACACAAUAAUUUGAUAAUAAUUGAAAUGUGAACUGUGAAACAUAAAACAUAAAAUGUGAAAUGUAAAACAUAAUUGAACAAAAAAGAGAAAAAUGUAAGGAAGCGUGAAAAACAUUUUAUUGAUAAAAUGAUUGCCGAUUUUCAGAAUUUUGGUUAAAUGACACACUUUUUAGUCGCUUUUCCUCUCUCUCUCUCUCUUUCUCUUUAUCGAAUUUCUAUCUAAUAAUUCAUAUUUCACAAUAAUUACAUUGUUUGCGCCAGCAUAUAGAUCAUAAAUGCAGUAAUUACAGCAAUUAAAUUAAAAUGUAUAUAGUAAAAUAAAAAUUACAGUUUUUUAGUCAAUAUUGCGUAUAUUUGCAAUUUCAGUACAUAAAAAGCUUGCAGUCACAGCUUUGUUCAUUGUGCCGAUAAAGUUUAUAUUCAGAUCUUUAAUGUAUUAUGCAACAGUUGCGUUCAUGUUUCUUCUUACAGAACGUUACGUUUUCUGUUUUCCAUGACGAGAAGAAUAAUAUUUAUAAUAUAAUUUACGUAAAAAAAAAUAUAUAUUUAUCUUUAGCGUCAUUACGAUUAUUUGAGAUAUAUUUUUUCAUUAACACAUACACGCGGCCGGGUUCCUAACGAAUUUGCUCUAUAUUUGCAAAAUAUACUGCAAUUAUAUUCAUUAGUUCAAAAUAAUUACUAUAGAAAUUAAUUGAAAUCAGAUACAGUUUUUAUAUAAUUUAUUAGUCAUUUUCGCUGUUUAACGUCUUCUUUUAAUCCGUGCAAUUAUGUAUAGUGCGAUACCUUCUUUAAAAAUUUCUCAAUUGCUUUUCAUUUUAUACUUCUAUAUUAUACAUUAUACUAUUCGUCUAUUGGCUUCACUAAUAUUUUAAUGUCUUUUGAGACUCGGUGUGCAAUCAACAAAAUAUAUACAUCACUUGAAUAUAUGACAGAAAUGUACAGCUUUUUAUUAUGUUCAGAAUGAAUACUUAACAAGAUGAAUUAUCAGUCGUACUUAUUGUUAGAGAAAAAAAGAACUCUGCUAUUUUUUUAUUCAUACUGUAUUUCUUCGCACACAAAAACGUGUCUCUUCUACUUUAUUUUUAUAAGUUAGCAUAAUAGCUUUAUAACGCGCGCAUUUCGCUAAUAUGACCGAUUUCGUCGACAAUAUUACUUUUAUAUUUCGUCGAUCGAGAACUAAAAAUCAUCAUAGAAUGUACGUUUUACAUAUUCGAUUGAGUUUGAAGUCGUGCUCUCAGAUCUCACAUCGUUGCUAAUUGUACAUGUAACAUAUAGAAUUAUUGACUAGUUAUACGCAUAAAUAUAUAUAUUAUACAUAUAAUUAUCGAUUAUAUUCGCAUAACUCGUCGUUAUGUAUAUGAUUUUACUAACGAAUUGUUUAAUUAAGCGAUAGAAUAGUUUUAAUAAUCAUUUUUUAUUUUUUUUUCAAGUGUUGUUUGUUUUCCCUUGUGUCAACUCUGAUAACUUGUCGCGUUUCAUUUCACAACUAUUGGUAUUCUUUCUAUUUUUGCUUCGCUCAUUAUUAUGACAAAGAUAAAGAAUUUUUUACUGUGUAUGUAAACCGAUAUUAGAUUAUCAAGUUAAUGCUUAGAUUAAUAGUUACUAAUAUUUCGUUUUAAUGAAAAGAUCCAUAUUGCCUCUAUUGUGUUCAAAUUUUGUUGUAACAUUAAUAACGGCAUAUUUUUAUACAUAUAUUAUAAUGAUAUAAUAUAACGAUAUAAUUGCAUAUUCUUUAUCUCAUCUAAUUUCAUCGCCAUUUAAUUUUUCCUUUGUGUAAUUAUACAUAUCAAUUAUUUUUAUAAUCAUAAACAACCUUUUCAUAGCUUAUAUCGAUCUUUUAACUCUGUAGGAUAUGUCCAAUGUUUUUUGAAUACAUGAAUAAUUGUACAUUUAAAGGAUGCAAAGGGGUCGUUACAUACAUAACAGGAAACAUAAUUUAUAGUGAUAAUAAAUUAAGCUCUAGAAAAUUGAAACGAGAGAAUUUGAAACUAUGAUUAUUGUGAUCGAUUGGCUCUUUGCAUAUGUGUUUUUAGUAUUGCACAUGAUGUAAAUCUUAUUCGCGAAAAUGUGUAAAUAUAUUUACGGAUGACAAUUUUCCGAUAUAGAGAGCAGCCGGCGACGAGCGAUGCCACGUAUUUGCCAAAGUUAUGUCAAUAAUUCGUAAUCGAAGGGCGAGGAAUUUAUUUUGCUCGAUUCAGUUUAAACAUCUGACAAAUAUACAUAUAUAUACAGUGUGAAAGACGUUAAAUAUUAGAAUUAUCAAAAAAUUUUGCGCUAUGAUAUAGCCUAUAUUGUCAACGAUUUUUGUGAGGAUUAUAUUUGGAGUUGCAACUUCAAUAUAAAAAAAAAGGAAGGAAAAAAUAUAUUCGAUGUCGGAGAUAGAAUAGUCGGGUUUUCCACUGUACGAUAUUUAAUUCAGUGUAACGUUCUUUUUUAAAUUUUGAAAUAAUGUAGGGGGAUAGAGAUCGAUAGAGCGCUUAUCAAAGAAACUCCUUUUAACAUGACUAAAUAUCAAGUAUUCGUUCAAGACUCCAUUACGUCGUGAAUAAAAAAAGGAUAAAUGAACGACCGUUAUACUCGUGUUCCACCGGCGGAACACGUUUCUUGAUUUGACGUUUCUUGUUUGCUUUGCAAAAUAUUUAUGCUGAAUUCGAUGAUUGAGAGGAAAUGUUCCUCUCCGCUUUAGAUAUUUUUCAUCGGUGGACAAGGAAACAGCAAUAUUUUUGCUACUUAUAUCUCGUAAUUAUAUAUCUCAUCAAUGUUAUCAAGCGUGCCUACGAUAGCACGAGCGUCAGACGCGUUUGCAAUAAUGGUUGAUUAAAGUUGUAAUAAAGAUGAUACAAUCGUUAUAUUAAACCGAUCGUAUACGAUCGAAACUAGUCGUCCGACAACGACACGAUGCAGUUAUACUCUCUCGCGGAAUAUAUUUAUCACUUGGCAAAUUAUUUACUGUUCGCGACCAUAAUUGCGAUUCAUUUCUCUCUAUUCUAUUCAGCCAAAAAUGGGACUGCACAAAUCCAAUUCUCUAAUCUCCCGAGUUAGAUUCAGCGAUAAGAGAAUGAUCUAGCCGUACGUAUUUGCAAAUUAGACAGUGGACGCCGACAUUGUCAUGAAUCGAUAGCGAGAUAAUCGAGCAGCAUGGAAAAUACGAGUAAAAAGGAAAAACAAUUGGUUUAGCAAUUUAAAUGCAUUUCAAUAUCAUGUUUGAUUAUUUUUUCGUAUCUGGUAUUAUGAAUCUGAAGCAACUAUAAUCUCGUAUAAUAUUUUGUUAUUUCCGUCGAAUUUUUUUAAGUGUUGAAUAUUAUGGCUUUGGUAAUAUGCUAUUGCUUUGAGCAAUAUCGGCGUUCGCGAUGCAAUGGGGACGAUUUUCACGUGAGUUGUUACAGUUUUACAUUACUCAUCGAUUGUGCGAAAAUAUACCUAAACAGUUUCCACAUAAAUAAGCGAGACCACUAUCGAGACAACAUUUUUUACGACGUUUAAGAGAAAUAAAUAAUCGCGAUGAAUUUUACACUUGCAUUAAGAGGGAAAAUUAUUUCGCUGCGAAGAGGCAAAAUCGCGGAUGGGAGGACAAAAAGAACAAAAAGUUUACGCUCGCUUAUAUAUCUGGAAAUGAUAAGAACUUAAUAUUUCAACUAUAUGGUGAUGACAAACUGAUGAGGCGGAAGCAUAAUUACAGGACGGGAUACUUUCUUGGCGGUCCGCACUGCAACGUGUAUUUUUUGUCUAAUUAGGGAAACAGGAAUAUAAUAAGAAUUAUAAUCAAGUGUGUUCAUGAAAAUUAUAUUACACGCAGAUAUAUAAGAACAUUAUUAAAGUGAUACAUUGGCUAACGAAACAUAAACCGAAUUAAAUAAUGAAAACGAAAUUUGCUAUAUCAUUAUAAAAUUAAAUUUAUUUGAUAAAAUUAUGGUAUAAAAUAUUACACAUAUUUGGUAUUUAGAUCAGAUAUAUUUUAUUACAAUUAUUGUACAAUUUUGUGUAAGAACGUCGUUUGGUGCGCGCUGCAAAGAAUUUAGAAGAUUGAAGGAUUUCAACAAUGUUCGCGAUCCUCUAAUCAAUCGCUUACAGUGAGACGGAUUCUUUUGAUAUAGAUCUCGAUAUCGCUGGUAGCACACAAAUCCUUUUCAAACGUAUCAUAUGUAGCGACGUAAUAAAAAGUUAAGGAGUUGUACUAAUUCGUAGUAGUGACGACGAUCGUCAUUAACUCUGCAGUAACGUUACAUUUUCCCCAGUGGUUCCUAGUCACUGCCAUAGCUAUUGACGACGAUAUCGUGAAGAGCGUGACCGGAGAGCUGCUAAAGAAAAUUUUUGCCGAAUCGAGAAAAAAAAAAGAAUAAAAAAGUAUAUCUCGUUAUGUGUUCGAGUUAUUAGCUGUUAAAAGCUCUCGAGGAAAAAAAAAAAAUUGGCACAAAGACUGUUGUACUGCAGGGUUUACGGGGAAUCGACGAGAUAUCCGUUAAUUAUCAUUGGCAAAGUAAAGCUUUAUAAACUAACGUAGUGAUGAUGACGAUGACGAUGGAGUUUGGAACACUUGUUCGAAGGAUUUGUUCGGGAACCGUUUCUAUGUUCCAUGUACAAUCGUGAAGAUCGAAUUAUUGGUGUCUGUAGAGGUACAUAUAUUUUCUUACGGUAUAUAUAUGGUAAUUAGCGCUGCUUCGGCUCGUGAAGGACCCGCUACCCUUGAAUUGGUCGUAAUGAAUCGAAGAAAGCGAGAUUUCAGAAAUGGUUAUAUUAGCAUUUUGUAAAGCAAUGUAUAAAAUAAAACCGUUUAAUAGACGUUUUGUUCCAUAAUACUUAGCAUUUUCGUCGCAGUAUGCUCAAAAGUUUUGUGAAACAAUGAAGUUUAAAUUUGCAUUUCUAACAAAUUGGAAUAAUUUAAACAGAAAUACAUAAUGUAUUUUUACUAAAGUUUCACAAGACAUACAUGUGGAAGAUUACAAAAAUAAAAUAUUUAAACAAUACACGGUCCAAAAAUAUGGUACAAAUAAAGUAGAUAUUUUAAAAAUUAAUUUUACCCAACAUUUAAUAAAAAUUUGAAUUCUAUAUUUAACAUGAAAUAUAUUCUUUAAUUAGUGGGAUUAAGAAAGCAUUAUUUUUGAAAAAGAAGUCUUAUAUAAAUAUUAAUAAACAUGCAAAUUUCCAUUGUGAUGCAAUAAUACCAAGCAUAGGUUUAUCUUUUUGUCGAAACUAGAAAAAAAAAAUGAUUCAUUUUUUGGAUUAUUAAGCUUCAUACAGAUCCAGUGAAAUAAUUCUAAAGGACAAAUUUAAGGGAACGGGCGCCUCAAAGCUAGAUGUAAAAUUUUCUUAGGUACCUAUUGUUUCGAUGUAUGAAUCGUCUAUGUAAGAUGCUGGUACUGUUAGAAACAAAAAUGUGGCGACGACGAGUAUGCCGAGAGAAUAGAAUCUAUCUCGAAUAAUCCGGCCUUUCCGAAAAAAAAAAA